Molecule: messenger RNA, 1287 nt
Organism: Varroa destructor (honeybee mite)
Lineage: Eukaryota; Metazoa; Arthropoda; Arachnida; Mesostigmata; Varroidae
Gene: Coq5
Product: ubiquinone biosynthesis protein COQ3, mitochondrial
Biological process (GO): ubiquinone biosynthetic process
Molecular function (GO): 2-methoxy-6-polyprenyl-1,4-benzoquinol methyltransferase activity
Source: RefSeq, a predicted model, not a curated record
CACCUGAUACAACGUUCUAAAUGUUUUCAGCCAAGUCAAAGUUCAUUAUCACUGCUAAAGACACAAAGUAACAUAACGAGUGAAUCCGGUAGACAAUGCAAAGUUUAAUUAGACCGAUCUGCCUUGUCGGUAGCCGCUCUAUCCGACCUCUGGGUGCCUGUUGCCCCACUGCAAUGCCAGACUCUGUUCGUACUAGAAACUGUUCCGACUCGAAGACCAUUUCAGUAAAUCAAGUAAAAUCCCGCGCGCAAGAAGCAGCUAAAGCUCACAACACAACCUUUGGUUUUGAGAAAAUCUCAGCCGAACAGAAGAAAAACCUCGUGAAAGGUGUUUUCGAUUCUGUUGCGUCCAAAUAUGAUCUGAUGAACGAUGUUACUUCGUUUGGGGUUCACCACUGCUGGAAAGAUUAUCUUGUUGAACGGAUUCGGCCUAUACCAGGACAACAGCUUCUUGACGUGGCCGGCGGCACCGGAGAUAUUGCGCUGCGCUUUCUUAAACAAGCGAAAAUUAACGGCCUACGGCUGGGCAUUCGAAGUGAACAAGAUACCAAGGCUACUGUGUGCGAUAUCAGCACAGAGAUGUUGGCGGUCGGAAAAGCUCGCCCUGGAGUCCCACCUGAGCCCCACCUGACGUGGCUGGAAGGCGAUGCUGAAAAUUUACCUUUUGAAUCAGAGAAGUUUGACAUUGUCACCAUUGGAUUUGGCAUGCGUAACGUAACGCAUAUGGACCGAGCCAUGGAAGAGGCACACAGGGUACUCAAAGCUGGAGGACGAUUUUUUUGCCUUGAGUUCUCGCAUGUUGAUAACCCUGUACUGUCUCGAAUAUAUGACCUGUAUUCAUUUCAAGUUAUCCCCGUGAUGGGCCAAUUGCUCGCGGGUGACUGGAAAUCGUACCAGUACCUGGUCGAAUCCAUUCGGAAGUUUCCUAGUCAGGAGGUGCUUGCUGACAUGAUUCGCGAGGCCGGAUUUAAAUGCGUCUCCUAUGAAAACCUUUUCAAUGGCAUUGCGGCUAUACAUGUUGGAUUUAAACUGUAGAGCACGUUCAUGAAAAUUCAACAUAAUUAGACAGGAUCACAACGCAAUCGAGCACGCAGAUGCAUGUUUCAACAGACACAACCGUGCUGUUUUUCCAAUAUCGUCAUAGAAUGUAAGCUCGAUUAGUAACUGACAAGUUAACUAAUCUACUUAAAUCAAUUUACUUAAGUCUCGCAAUAUCUAAGGUGGCCUGUUUAAUGAAGCUCCAUAUUGCAAUAUAUUAUGAAAUAAAUAUAAAUUCUUAAGUAUCGAA